GCAUGGCUGUGGCUGAUGUGGCAUAAAUGGAAGGAGAAGUUAAUGUCUAAUUUCUCCAACACAUAUUUCCUUUGUUGGGGAUUAAGAACAACAUUAUCAAUGGUAAAUCCAGAAGUUGCCUGCCAUCCAACAAUAUGCUAUAGGCCCAUAAGGCCCUCAGAUUUAUUGAUUUUAGAGAAACUCCAUGCUGAAUCGUUUCCUAUUAGGUAUGAGUCCGAGUUUUUUCAGAAUGUUGUGAAUUCACGUGAUAUUGUGUCUUGGGGAGCUGUUGAUUGUAGCCGACCUAAUGGCCAGAGUGAUGAACUUAUUGGAUUUGUUACUGCACGAAUUGUUAUGGCUAAAGAAAGUGAGAUUGCAGACUUGCUCAGUUAUGACUCAUCCAAAUCAGAUCAAACCCUAGUCUACAUUCUGACACUGGGAGUAGUGGAAUCUUACAGAAAUCUUGGAAUAGCUUCUUCCCUUAUUCAUGAGGUCAUGAAAUAUGCUUCAAGUAUCCCAACAUGUCGUGCAGUUUACUUGCAUGUGAUAUCUUAUAACAAUCCUGCCAUCCAUUUGUACAAGAAAAUGUCAUUCAAGUGUGUGCGAAGGUUGCAUGGUUUUUAUUUGAUCAACGGUCAGCAUUAUGAUUCAUACUUGUUCGUUUACUAUGUAAAUGGCGGUCGUUCUCCCUGCUCACCACUGGAGCUUCUGGCAGUUGUGGUGAGUUACAUGAGAAGAGGUCUUAGUUCAUUGGGUGCCAGGCUAAGAAAAAAGGAAGAGAAGGUACCAAGAUGGCUCAAAUGUAAAGAAACCCGUCGCCUUCUAACAACACAGGGAUGUGUUGUGUUACCGCUUCGGUGACAGUAUCAUGCUUGCUACAACUUUCGGAUCGAAGUCAUGUAUUUCCAUCCAAGUACCGAGCCAGUAACACAGUAAGAACAUUCAUUGCAUAAUCUAUAGAGAAACUAGAGGUUAUGUUCUGAGAUCUUCCUUGUCUUGAAAGCAAAAUGUAUGAAAAAUUAAUAUUUGUAAAAGGUACUUUGUAAAUUUAUUUAUGUAGCAAUUUCUAUUUAGCAGUCUGUGGUUGAUAACUCAAUAUUUUAAUAAGUUGUACAAAAUGAAUGUUCAAUAGUAUAUCUGAUCAUUCCAUGUUCCUUUAA
Messenger RNA from Mangifera indica (mango), 1139 nucleotides. RefSeq names its product histone acetyltransferase MCC1-like. Gene Ontology annotation, cellular component: Golgi membrane. Gene Ontology annotation, biological process: N-terminal peptidyl-methionine acetylation. The record is from RefSeq and is a predicted model, not a curated record. Gene Ontology annotation, molecular function: histone acetyltransferase activity; protein-N-terminal amino-acid acetyltransferase activity. NCBI's taxonomy places the organism in Eukaryota, Viridiplantae, Streptophyta, Magnoliopsida, Sapindales, Anacardiaceae.